This is a messenger RNA of Penicillium coprophilum, 1044 nucleotides long. Its product is annotated as NADP-dependent oxidoreductase. Lineage: Eukaryota; Fungi; Ascomycota; Eurotiomycetes; Eurotiales; Aspergillaceae. Bases 1 to 1044 code for a protein of 347 amino acids. The record is from RefSeq and is a predicted model, not a curated record. The transcript is spliced from 2 exons. Gene Ontology annotation, molecular function: oxidoreductase activity, acting on the CH-CH group of donors, NAD or NADP as acceptor.
AUGUCUUCGGAACAAACUGAGUAUAUUGCCGUCCACCUUUCACAGCGUCCUGAGACAACCAUUGUCCCCGGGGAAACAUUUGUCCUACGAAAGCAUGCAACCCCCACUGCAGCAGAUCUUGAAGAUGGCAAUGUUAUCUUGGAAAAUAUUUAUCUAAGUCUUGAUCCUGCGAUGCGUGGCUGGUUGGAAGAUAAACGUUCCUACAUCCCUCCAGUCGCAAUUGGCGAAAUUAUGCGUGGCCAUGCUUUGGGCCGUGUCACUGCCUCGCGAUCAGAGAAGUUCCCAGUUGGCUCCUAUGCUGCCGGGUUGGUAGGCUGGACUGAGCAGGCGAUUGUCAACGAACGCGAUCUGGAGGCCGUUCCCGCGCCUGAUCCUGCCCAGGGAGACCGAUUGACCGAUCAUAUGAGCGUACUUGGCCUCACAGGAACCACUGCAUACUGGGGCAUGAUCGAAGUUGGCCAUGUCAAGGCUGGUGACUUUGUAGUUGUCUCUGGAGCAGCAGGAGCAACGGGAUCGAUUGCCGGUCAGAUUGCAAAGAUCCAUGGUGCUACAGUGUAUGGAAUUGCAGGCUCGGACGAGAAAUGUCGCUGGUUGGUUGAUGAGCUCAAAUUUGAUGGGGCGUUAAACUAUAAGAGCCACGAUUUCGCCGAAAAAUUCAAGAGCUUGAUGCAAGGAAAGAUCGAUCUCUUUUACGACAAUGUAGGAGGAGAAGUUCUUGACUUGGCUCUUGUCUGUGCCAACAAAAACGCUCGAUUCGUCAUGUGUGGCGGUGUCAGUCAAUUCAAUGUACGUGAGGUUCAAGGGCCAAAGAACUACCAGAUGAUCUGGCGGAUGCGGAUUCGUAUGGAAGGUUUUAUUAUCUUUGAUCAUAUGGAGAAAAUUCCAGAGAUCAGACAAAAGCUCAGCCAGUGGCUUGCGGAAGGUCGGUUGCAACGGAGAGAAACCAUUGUGCGUGGGGGAUUAUCGCAAGCAGAAACCGCCUUGAUGCAACUGUACCAGGGAGUGAACACAGGGAAACUGCUUGUCGAGGUCAAGUCUUCUUGA